AAGAACAAAAAAACAGAACAACAGGAAAGAAAAAGAACCAAGGAGUUCCCAGGUCCUCUUUCAAUUUUGUAGUAGAUUUGGUGCUGCUCGUGCUAUCUGUGAUCAACAGAGUCCUCUGCAAGAGCGAGUUUUAUUGUGUUGUUUGGUCCCGGAGGUAGCUCCUCGCAACGGUUGUCUAUCAUCAUGAGUUGCCUUGCUUCGUUGGCGUGUUGCCUCUGCCCUUCGCCAUGUGGCUGUUGUUGCGGCUGCUGUCCUACAUCGAAAAGUUCGACUACAUCUCGCUUGAUGUACGGUGUAAUGCUGCUGGUUGGCACAGUCGUCUCAGCACUUUUCCUCACAACUAAGGUGGCCAACGCCGUUCUCAAGUCAAACACCAUCUGCUCUACUAUUCGGAAAGUGGUCAAACUGGAUGCUUCGAAAAGCUGUGUUGACAGUGACGAUUUGCAGAAGUACUUCAGCAACUUUGCUGUCUAUCGCAUCUUCUUUGCGCUUGCCUGCUUCUAUCUGCUCUUCAUGGUCAUCAUGUAUGCUGUGAAGACGAGUCACGACCCCAGGGCUAAACUCCAGAAUGGCUUUUGGCUGUUCAAGUAUCUUGCCCUGAUUGCCAUUACCGUCGGUGCCUUCUAUAUUCAAGCGGGCUCUUUUGAAACAGCUCUGUACGGCAUCGCCAUCACUGCGGCCUGGUUUUUCAUUGUUGUACAACUUGUGCUGCUGAUUGACUUCGCUCACUCCUGGAACGAAUCCUGGGUGGGCAAGAUGGAAGAGAGUGAUGGCAAUGGCUGGAAGUGUGCUCUCCUGUUCUUCACAUUCGGGAUGUUUGCAGCAGCCUUCGCCAUCUUUGUGGUGCUGCUUGUAUUCUUCACCCAGAGUGGUGGAUGUAGCCUGAACAAGUUCUUCAUUGCAUUCACCUUCCUGGCUGCUCUGGUUGUCACAAUUAUCUCUAUCCUGCCCAAGAUCCAAGACGCAACCCCAACAUCUGGUCUUCUUCAGUCUGCUGUUGUCUUCCUGUACGUCAUGUACAUAACAUGGUCAGCUGUCUCCAGUGAGCCCUAUGGCCCAACUCAGAACUGCAAUGUUGACUACCAGGGCACCAAUCCCAAUGGUACACAUGCUGCUUAUUCUGGAAAUAACACAACCUCGAGCAUUGUGGGUAUUGUUAUGGCGUUUGCACUGGUCAUGUAUGCAUGUGUCUUCACCGCCUCCAAGUCACAACUGAACAAACUGAAGGGCAAGGAUGGUGAUGCUGAGCGCACCGUACUGUGCAACUCCAGCAAUGAGUCAGGUGACGAUGACCAGCGCGUGUAUGACAACGAGCAGGAGGCCGUCGCGUACAGCUACUCCUUCUUCCACUUCAUGUGCAUGCUGGCAGCUCUCUACCUCAUGCUGCUCAUCACCGGCUGGACCAACCCGCAAGAUUCCCUGAGUUCGGAUAUCGGCAAGUCCUUCACACAGAACUGGCCAUCGGUCUGGGUGAAGAUGACUUCGGCCUGGGUGUGCUUGCUCAUCUACUUGUGGACACUGCUCGCUCCAGUGGUUCUUCCGGACAGAGAGUUUCACUGAAGAUCUGAGUGAGUGAUGUGUGCAAGUGGGCAUGUGUGUGUGUGCGUGGCCAUUCUCUAUAGCUGACGAGCGGUCGCCGCCACCAUCCUGAAGAUCACUUUGUAAACGCCUGCUAACCCUGUUGUUUUCAGAGUAGUCAGCACAAGGUUUUCUCAUACUACGCAUGCUGCAGCCAUCAGUAAGCGAACAAUGUGUGUGCAUGUAAAUCUUUAGUCGAUUGUGUUCUAAGCAGCUACCUGCCUGUGGUCCCCCUGUAUAGGGUGUAACGGUUACUGCAUCACUUGUGCUUCUAUUCUCUGUUACUUUGGUUCCUACAACUUGUAGCUGUGUGAGUACAGUUGCUUGCAAUGGCUUUCCAUGCAUUUACCACCCCUGUCACUGUAUGGUGCUUGCCUUGACAUGUUCUUUUUCAAUCUUAUUUUUGUUGUUUUUAAUCAGAUGCAAUUCUUAUCCAUUAAACUUGGACUUUUACCAUGUAUUGUUAGUUUCCUUGUAGAGUAUUGACUAUAAUGUAUUCACACAUCUCGCCUUGCCCCCCCCCCCCCCCCCCCCUGUACAUCUAGUGGUCAGUGUAUAGCGUGUCUCAUGUUCUUCCUUUCUGUAGCAUAACUUAGAGAGCCUUCCCCUCCGUCAAGAAACAACCCAUCUGUACUGUAGGCAUAGGCACAUCCGCAUCAUCGUUUAGCCCAUGUGUGUGUGUGUGUGUGUGUUGUUUUACUGUGAACAUUGCACUGCAUUGUGCUUGCAAGCAAUCACAACCAUAAAUUUUACAUGAAUAUUUAAAAAUGCCGUUA
Molecule: messenger RNA, 2354 nt
Organism: Sycon ciliatum
Lineage: Eukaryota; Metazoa; Porifera; Calcarea; Leucosolenida; Sycettidae
Product: probable serine incorporator
Exons: 13
Coding region: 184-1560 (458 amino acids)
Cellular component (GO): membrane
Source: RefSeq, a predicted model, not a curated record